Messenger RNA from Cantharellus anzutake, 2550 nucleotides. RefSeq lists its product as uncharacterized. The transcript is spliced from 5 exons. Lineage: Eukaryota; Fungi; Basidiomycota; Agaricomycetes; Cantharellales; Hydnaceae. The coding region runs from base 205 to 2106 and encodes 633 amino acids. The record is from RefSeq and is a predicted model, not a curated record.
CAUGACUUGAUUGCAAUCAAACUUAAGAGAAAAGGACUUUUGGCCACUCCUUACUUAAUCCUGCCAUUUACAUGCAGGAAGAGCAGUACUACUAAACAGGGCUAGGCUUUUAGUCCCGUGACCCGAAAGGGAGGGUUGAUUAGUGCUAGUUUCUCACAUUAACUCCGACAAGCCAUAAUUUCGUAUUGCUCCGUCUGUUAAAACAUGAGCGGACAGCGUCGUUCUACUUUGGCUCAGAAAGGGAAAUGGGCGAGCCACCGCCCUCCUCCUUCCAAGAUCCGAUUGACCUCGGUGUCAUCCGAUCCAGAUGGCAAUUCAAGCGAAGGGAGCAAAGCGCAACCCAAAUGGACGACCCUGAGCUAUGCUACUGAUUCAGUGUCUUCGUCCGAAGAGGAUGAGGAAGAUGAGCUCGAAUCUUCCGAUGAGUAUAGCGAUUCUAACCUGACCCCAUUCGCUAAGAAGCUUAAGGAAGACAUGUCAGGACCACGCCCAGUGAUACCCAAACGAGUCCUAUGGACAGAGCUUCUAGGCGAUGGCCACAUUGACCAUGAACCUGACCAAGAGAGAAACAAACUGUAUACCACUACUUGGGGAGAGGAUUCCUAUCAGCUGAAGAAUGAAAAGGAGCGACUCAAGCGUGAAGCUGAAGAGAAAAAGAACAUGAAGCACGUUCUGCGCAGAAUAGAGCGUGACAGGAGAGAAGCCGAGAAACGCUGGGUUAGAGGGAACCCUGACAAAGUGGCUGCUGUCCGUGAACUGGGAUUUGAGUUCACAGACGAAGACUCAUGUACUACGACCUCCGAAACGGAGACUGAUACUUCUGAUCUGGAUGUCGACGGAUUAGCCAGAGGGCGACCUAAACGACCCAAACUGCGGGGCCAUGCCGACAAUCGACUCCCAAUGUCCUCUUCUGUCUUUGAGAAGCAAAAGAAGAAGGCCGAAUUAGAACCCAUUAAACCCGAGGCCGUGCUAAAUCUCAAAGGAAAGCACGCUCCGUUACUCACAUAUGAUCGUUCAAAGAAGUCCCUUAGUGCUCUGCGGCGCCAGGACCAAAAUCCCAGCCCGAAUAUUUCAGAUGAUGAUGAUGAUGGUAGUCUUUAUUUCCCGAUGGAUGAGGGGUCAUCCACUCAAAGACGGUCACCUGAGCCGGAACAAGAAAAACCUAGCGUGCCACUUUUGCCACACAGUGUGGCAACCGGUUCUACUUCCUCUGUGACUACUCCCAGCGCAAUACCUAUGGCCUCCGAAGAUUUUGAUGACCUUCCAGACUUCGAGGAUGUGGAGGAAAUAGUGGAAGACGUUGAAGUCGAGGAAACGGAAGAACAAAUCAAACAAAAGCAGGAACGUUUGGAAAGGGAAAAGAAGUGGAAAGAGGCUCGUGACAUUAUCAAACGCGAGGAAUCACAGCGGUUGCCGACUCCUGCCCCCGUUCCUCGCACAAAACCUCCCAUCAACCUGACCCUCAGUGUUCAUUCGGGAAUUUUUUCAAUAUCCGCCACAGCGCCGGCGGUCGACGUUGUGGAAGUCGACCCCUUAUCGCCGCUCAUCCACAUUCAAGUUAAUCUCCGGACUACAAGACGCGACAUUGGCUCUAUCUUGGACAGAAUACUCUCCGCAUUUGUUCGAGACUUCUCGCCAAAAGAGGUUCUUACUACACUUCCGCAACUUCAUUUCAUUCCAGCGUUGCUCGGUUGCACGCUGGUGAGGACCACCGUCAUCCUUCCCUACGAGUAUGACGUUACUGCAAUAUUUAAAUUCGCUUUUCAAUCCAGCGCUCCGCUGGGCGCGCUUGGAGUUGGGCGCAAUGAUGGCAGCGCUGCAGAAGACCAAGAAUUAUUGCGCCAUCUCCACGACGUGUUGGCAUCUCGUGAUACUUUUCUGUUCGCGCAUCUCCCUCCACCCCAUAAUGAGAUCACUCCUCCCAAGCCUCACCGGCGGGGCUUCCUUCAAGGAAUCGCCAUCGCGCCCUCUGGAUCCACCGAAGUAAUGAGGCGACUGCAAAUCUUGCGCACCGAGGAUCCGGACGACCGAAAUGCGUUGUAUAUGACUGUGGUGGUCUUGAACUGUGGUAUUCUUGCCAGCAGAGAAUUAGAUCACCUAUUCUAGAUUGCUACAACCUUCCCGGUCUCAACGAGGAAAAUGCAUAGAAAGUAUUAUCAUUGCUGUAGAUAGAAUCCGUACAUCUUCCCAUCGAUUACUCAUGAUUUGAGUUGAAUGCUCUGUCAUACGCUUGUUCGUCGAACGCCUUUGUGCGGGAUACCGACCUCCUAACAUCAGGGCUAAGACUUACUCUUCGUCCCGGGUCCAUCCCAUGGGUGCGGCUUCUUAAACUCCCUCCACCUUGACCUGGCCCCCUGGCCGCAUACUGUCGCGUUCCUUUAACCGAAUCAACUGAGUUAAACCUGCCAGUUCCUCCGCCCUGCGUCGCCAUUGACCUACUCCGUGAUCGCGCCAACAAUGGAUCACGCUCCGUGAUUGCCUGAGUUGCAGCGAGGUAUUCAAGGUCUCCUGUACGCGAAAAUACCUUGCUCGAAGAUCGAGAACGUGCCU